AUGGAAAAUAAUGAAGAAGCUGAGUUGCUGUCUCCUCCUCCUCCUGAAGAUAAUCAUGAUAGUUCUUUGAAUAAUUCAAAUUUAUCUUCAUACCCAAAAACGAAGAUGUCUACCCAGAAUAAUUCCUCUCAUCAAUAUCCUGACUAUGGUGCAAUAAACCGUUCUGGUAAUGACGAUAACAGAAAUAUUGAUCACAAGACAAAUUCUACAAUUCCAAACGCAUUUCCUUACAUCUUUCCGACGAGUUCGAAUAAAAAUGUCAAUUCGAAAGCAGACAAUCUUUAUACUCCGCCACCUACCACUCCGAAUAAUAAUAAUUAUUAUAAUUCACCACGUGAUUCACAAGUACCAUCUUCAAAAUUAUCGAAAACUAAUAUCAUAAUUAUUAUAAUUAUUUGUCCUAUUGCUAUAUUCGUAAUUGCUCCGAUCAUAGCUCAAACUAUUGCUGACGGAUCUGAAAUUCAAUUUUAUGAUGUGAAAUUAGACAAUAUAAGUGAGGACAAUUUUUCGUUAACUGUUUCUGGUGAAGUUAGUGAAACUGGUUUUUUACCAGCAACAAUUUUCCUACCGGAUGGAGUAAAAAUCUUUUGGGAGGGAACAUUGUUAGGUACAAUGCCAUUGGAUCCUAUAACUACUCAAAGAUUCAAUGUAACCAAAAUUGAAACCACUAAAACAUUCACAAUAGCGAAUAAGACAGCAUUUGCGAUGUUCAGUAAACAUAUGUUAAAUAAUGAUGAAUUCACAUGGAAUUUAGAAAGUGAAACUUUAGUUAGAGCUGCCGGAUUGGAUUUAAGUGGAAUCAGAUUAUCUAAGAGUGUCACUAUGAAAGGAUUAAAAGAUGUGACCUUAAAUAAUUUUACUAUUCCAAACGUUCAUCCAGAUGGUGGUAUCGCAAUUGAAAUCAAUUCAUCUCUUUUUAAUCCUUCUUCAAUAAGUGUAAAACUUGGCGAUGCUUUCUUUGAUAUCAUCUAUAAUGAUCAAAUCGUCGGAAAAGUACAUUCCACCAAUUUCACUCUAUUAACAGGUUCGAAUAACCUCUCUUUAAAUGGUCGUCUCAUCAAACAGAAUUCUAUUGACGGUUUAUUAGCGGUCGGUGAUCUAUUUUCAAAAUUUAUUACUGGAAAAAAUUCAACUGUUGGCGUGUUAGCAAAAAAAGUUAAACCUAAUAAUGAUACACCACCAAUAUCUUGGUUACAAUCUGCUUUUGAGGGAACUUUCUUAACUGUGAUAUUACCUGGCAUGCAAAACGUGUCUAUCAUUCAUAGUGUCACACCAAAUUCUCUAGAUUUAGAGUUUAACGAGAUAAAUCAAUAUUCACCAUUAGCUGCUUCAUCAUCUUUAACAGUAAAUUUCAGUAUCCCAUUUAAUUUUCCAUUAAGUAUGAAACAAAUUUCCCAAAAUAUCACAAUUUUGGAUGGUACAAUUCCCUUAGCGACACUUAAUAUUGCUAAAACUGAAGCUACCGGAAAUACAACAACUGGGAUAAUAUCUUCAAGUUUCUCUUCAACACCAUUUAAUAUAAUUCCAGGUUCUGAAUCAAUAUUUAAUGAUUUCUCAAAACGACUUACUACCGAUUCAAAUGUUACAUUUACAAUGCAAGGUGUAGCAAAUUCAUUAUGUACGACACCUGUAGGAGAUAUCGAAAUUAAAGGAAUUAAUUUCACAGUAAAAUCUGAAUUAAAAGGUCUUCAAGGAUUAAAAGCCAAACCCACAAUUCUUAAUUUUUUAAAAAUAAUUGGUGGUACACCAGAUUAUAUUUCUAUUGAAUUAAAAGUAUCUUUGUUUAAUCCAUCAAAUGUACAAAUAUCGACUCCAUCAUCAGAUAUUUCAUUUGAUUUAAUCUUUCAACAAUUUAAAGUUGGUAAAGUCAUUAUACCCAAUUUCAAAAUUUCUCGAGGUGAUAAUCCGAAUUUAUUAGUGUUUGCACAAUUUUCUCCCAAAACUGAAGAAGAAAUUAAGGUGGGACGUGUAUUAUUGAAUAAAUUUUUGGAUGGAAAUCAAAUUGAUAUAAGUAUAAAUGGUAAUAAAAAUUCGACAAAUAUUGUACCAUUACAAAGUGCCAUGGAAUCUAUAAAUUUAAAUAUAAUAGUACCAGGUUUGAAUUCUUCGAAACCUAUUGUCACCAAAACGAGAUUUUCAAUAAAAUUGAAUACUGUAAUUAAUAAAAAAGCCAAAGCGGCAAUGGAUUUAUUUAAUCCGUUAGAUACGGAAUUAAAAAUACAAAAAAUAAAUGCAAACGUUUUUUCAAUUAAUAAUCAAACAGGAGAAGAUAAUGAAUUAAUUGGAAUAGUUGAUCAAGAUUUGGGAAGUGAGGUGAUUGUGAUUGGAAUUGGUGAAGAAAUCACUAGUAAAGAAUUUGAAUUAGAGUUGAAAUUAGGUUCAGCAGCGAUUAAGAGUUUAUUGGAGAGCUUGAAAGGUGAUCUCAAAGUUAAUGUAGAGUCAAUUAUCGGCAUAAAAGUUGGAGAAUAUCAAACUGAGGUGGAUUAUAGGCAAAACCAAGUGCCAGCAGUAUUAGGAAAUACUUCAUAA
Diversispora eburnea is the source of this 2529-nucleotide messenger RNA. NCBI's taxonomy places the organism in Eukaryota, Fungi, Glomeromycota, Glomeromycetes, Diversisporales, Diversisporaceae. The record is from the annotation of a GenBank genome assembly.